AUGCUUUUGUCCACAGCUUCACUUGCGACGUUGUGCAGGUCCGCAACGUACGCAUCGCGAGGCUUACUGAGGAACCGACGGGGUCUACUAACCCUUGCGAUUGAGACAUCAUGUGAUGAUACAUCGGUGUCUAUCGUCGAAAAUAAUGACGAAAAAUCUUCCGUCAGCAAAGCCAAAAUUCAUUUCCUCGAAAAUAUCACCUCGGAUUCACGAGCGCAUCGCGGCAUUCACCCGAUCCUUGCCCUCGAGUCGCAUCAAGAGAACCUAGCAAGCCUUGUCGACAAGGCUCUGAGAAGCCUACCGGCAUCACAAAAUGACGGAAAUAUCAUAAGUCUCGCAGAUGGGUCCACGCGCCGCCGCCCGGAUUUCAUCUCGGCCACCAGGGGCCCAGGCAUGCGCUCCAACCUAUCAGUCGGACUAGACACGGGGAAAGCUCUCUCGGUUGCUUGGCAGAUCCCCAUGGUGGGUGUCCACCAUAUGCAGGCACAUUUGUUGACCCCAAGGCUGGUGUCAUGUUUGGAGGAAGGCGAUGACGCGCGUGUCAUGUCCCCUCAGUUCCCAUUCUUAUCCAUUUUAGUUUCGGGAGGCCAUUCGAUUCUGGUUCACUCCAAGUCUUUGACGGAUCAUAAGAUCAUGGCCUCAAGCGAAGACAUUGCGAUCGGAGAAACACUUGACAAGGCUGCACGAGAGAUUUUGCCUCCAUCUUUAUUACAGGAGGCACAGACUACGAUGUACGGCAAGACCCUCGAGCAAUUCGUCUUCCCGAACGGCAAGGCCGAUUUCGCUAAUUAUCGGCCUCCGAUGAAUCGGGGAGAGGAAGUGGUCAAACGGCAGAGCCAGUGGGGUUGGAGCCUGACUACCCCGUUUGCUAAUACUCGAGCGCUGCAGCUGAGCUUCUCGUCUGUGUCCAGCAUGGUCAACAAGAUUGUCAAGGACAAGAACGGGACCUUGUCUGAGAAGGAGCGAGUCGAUCUGGGCCGAGAAACAAUGCGCGUAUCGUUUGAGCAUCUUGCAUCUCGAACUAUUAUCGCCCUCGAGGCUCUCCGUUUACGAAAUACCGGUGAUGACGAGAUCAAGACUCUUGUUGUCAGCGGCGGUGUCGCUGCCAACAAAUUCCUCAUGGCGGUGCUCCGGUCAUUCCUGGAUGUGCGUGGGUUUGAACACAUCCGCAUCGUUGCGCCACCCGUGUAUCUGUGCACCGACAAUGCGGCCAUGAUUGGAUGGGCAGGUAUUGAGAUGUUUGAAGCCGGCUGGCGGACCGAUCUGAGCUGUCGCGCUCUUCGCAAAUGGACUCUUGAUCCUCAAGCCGAUGAUGGCGGGAUCUUGGGGCCCAGUGGCUGGAUUUCCAGCGGCACAGCUCUCUAA
Messenger RNA from Penicillium cinerascens, 1365 nucleotides. Its product is annotated as N(6)-L-threonylcarbamoyladenine synthase family protein. The record is from RefSeq and is a predicted model, not a curated record. The transcript is spliced from 2 exons. Bases 1 to 1365 code for a protein of 454 amino acids. Gene Ontology annotation, cellular component: mitochondrion. Gene Ontology annotation, biological process: mitochondrial tRNA threonylcarbamoyladenosine modification. NCBI's taxonomy places the organism in Eukaryota, Fungi, Ascomycota, Eurotiomycetes, Eurotiales, Aspergillaceae.